CCGCCUUCCACGUGACCUCGCUCAGCAAAACAUCUGCCCCGCUUUCCUGAUUGGUUAAGCAACAUAGAUUGAAUUGCGCUUGCUCCGCUGGAAAUGGUAUAAGGUGGAAUUGAAAAGAAAUUCAUUUUGGGAGAAGACUGCUCAUGUAAGUCGAAGCUCAGUGCCCUCUGCCUUCCUCCUUAGACAGUACAUUGUAAAUGUAUUGUUUUAAGGUUCUGAAGACAAUGCAGAGACGACACAGCAGCCUCACAGACAACCCUCCUCCAGAAAGGAACCGUAACCAGAACUUGAGUUCUGAUGCUAAUACAGAAGAUGGAGUAUUCAAUGGACUGAAGCAAGAUGCUUCUUCAACUCAGAAUUUGUUUUCCAGUUUGGCAGGACUGCAGCCGGGUCCCAUUACCGUACAGUCUGGAUUAGUUCUGGGAUCUUCAUCUGGUGGGGGUGAAGUGUUCAUACAGAUGCCUCCACCACUGAGGGAGGAGACCAGCACACACUCAGAAUCAAGCCCCUUUACGCAUCAUCAUCACCAUCCUCACCACCGGCAGCAGCCACAGCCACCUCCACAUCACCAACAGCACCAUUUUCAGCACUCUCACUCCCGAUCCUCUCUGCUACAUGCAGCUACUUCAGAGCGGCACAGAGAAGAGAGCAAUGAGGAGCAUGGCACUCCUGCACCAGCCAUGUCUGAGCUCAGGGCCAUUAUCUUCUGGCUACAGAAGGGGCUUCCAUUUAUACUCAUUUUACUGGCUAAAGUCUGCUUUCAGCAUAAACUUGGGAUAGCAGUUUGCAUUGGAAUGGCCAGUACCUUUGCUUAUGCAAAUUCCUCUCUCAAACACCAAGUUUCACUAAAGGAAAAGCGUUCUGUGUUUGCAGCUAUGUGGAUUGUGAUGUUCCUGAUGGCCAACACACUUUAUCUUCUAUAUAGCAUUCAGUCUCAGCAGCUGCAGUACAGCUUUAUCUUUCUGAAACCUAACUUGGAAAAUUUGGAUUUCUUUGAGCUCAUGUGGAUUGUGGGCAUCUCAGACUUCGUUCUGAAGUACAUCACCGUGUCAGUGAAGUGUCUGGUGCUCGCUCUUCCAAGAAUCAUCCUAGCUGUUAAAUCAAAGGGCAAAUUCUACCUGCUGAUUGAAGAACUCAGCCAGCUGGUUCGCUCCCUAUUACCCAUCCAGCUGUGGUAUAAGUACAUUAUUGGGGAUGAUCCAUCAAACACAUACUUCUUGGGGAGCAUCCUGAUUAUCUUGUACAGCCUCUGUAAGUCUUUUGAUAUUUGUGGUCGAAUUGGAGGAUUAAGGAAAGCAGUGAAGCUUCUGUGCCACCCUCAGCAGAAGUAUGGUGUCCGUGCCUCCAGCCAGCAGUGUGCAGAAGCCGGUGAUAUGUGUGCCAUUUGCCAAGCAGAUUUCAAAGACCCAUUGAUUCUAAUUUGUCAGCAUGUGUUCUGCGAGGAAUGCCUAUGCCUUUGGUUUGACAGAGAGCGCACAUGUCCUCUAUGCCGUUCUGUUGCUGUUGAAACUUUCCGCUUAUGGAAGGAUGGUUCAACCUCAGCCCACUUACAGGUGUACUGACGGAGAAAGCUCUUAAGCUUCAUGAAAGAGUGCUCUUAACACAGUAUAUAUAGGAUACUUAGAAUGCGAUAAUAGCUCAGUUCCACAGUCUUUCUCAUCAGCUUUAAAUAUUACAUAUGGCAAGCAAAAAUGGCAAUCCGGGAUAAAACCGUUUCAUUUGCAUCAUUUCCUAAUAACCCUUAAAGAAAAAAUCUUUUUUUUUUCAGACUGUACCUUAUUGUUUACCGGUGACUGCUUUUACCCACUGAUUUUUAUAGUGUUUUGAAAUAAUUGUGGAUAUUAAAGGGCAAGGGUAAUAAACUCUGAAUCAAGGAACAGUAACGCCAAAAAAUUAAAAUGUACGGUUUCCCUGUACUGGUACAACUGACGUGUUUGCUUCAGAAACAUUACUGUAGUUUAUAAACA
Xenopus laevis (African clawed frog) is the source of this 1967-nucleotide messenger RNA. RefSeq names its product ring finger protein, transmembrane 2 S homeolog (gene rnft2.S). NCBI's taxonomy places the organism in Eukaryota, Metazoa, Chordata, Amphibia, Anura, Pipidae. Bases 198 to 1562 code for a protein of 454 amino acids. The record is from RefSeq and is a predicted model, not a curated record. Gene Ontology annotation, cellular component: membrane. Gene Ontology annotation, molecular function: ubiquitin protein ligase activity. Gene Ontology annotation, biological process: positive regulation of ERAD pathway. The transcript has 10 exons.